AUGGAUUUCGGACCAAAGGACACGUUUCACCAGAUUAUGAAGUUAUCCCAUGCUCUGCACCUACGUUGCCAGGACAGUCUCCACAAAUGCCAAUCUUCACGUCCCUCUCGAAGCUGCAGGGCGCAUCAACUAUCACGUAAUUGCCUUGCAGGAAACAAAGUCAAGGAAGACGGACUUGAGGCAGUGAGUGAUGGCACACUCAUCAUUCGUGGUGAGAAAGUUCCAUCACGGAACGUCAGAGGCGUUGGAUUUGUCGUACAGCCAUCUGUUGUCUAUCUCGAUUCGCAUGAGAUCCUAUCUCUCCUGGCUAUCCUUCGACUCCAUCCUCUGCAUCAGAAAACCAUCACUAUCAUCAACUGUUAUUCUUCAACAUCAGCAGCUAAUGAUUCAGAACUUGAUGCUUUUUAUGAGGAUUUGGAGGAAGUCAUCCGCAAAGAAAACUCUUUUCACAAGUUCUUUGCGGGUGACUUUAGCGAAAAUCUGCUAGAAGAAGGAAAACACAUGAUCGGGAGAUUUGGAUCAGGACUCCGGAAUGGAUUUUGA
This is a messenger RNA of Strongylus vulgaris, 543 nucleotides long. The record is from the annotation of a GenBank genome assembly. Lineage: Eukaryota; Metazoa; Nematoda; Chromadorea; Rhabditida; Strongylidae.